This is a messenger RNA of Theobroma cacao (cacao), 898 nucleotides long. It is a transcript of the gene TTN5, whose product is annotated as ADP-ribosylation factor family protein. Lineage: Eukaryota; Viridiplantae; Streptophyta; Magnoliopsida; Malvales; Malvaceae. Gene Ontology annotation, molecular function: GTP binding; GTPase activity. The record is from RefSeq and is a predicted model, not a curated record.
AAAGUGAAAGUGAAUAAGUGAUGUAUCAACUGUCAAAACUUCUCAGCAAAAAUCUCGAAAUCAAAUUUUCCGAUCUGCUGAUCAAUCGAUAAUAUUUCUUUCUUAGUUUCCUUCGAGCUUUGUUGUGAGCAGAGGAAAUGGGGCUUCUUAGUAUCAUCCGGAAAAUCAAGAGAAAAGAGAAAGAAAUGCGAAUUCUUAUGGUUGGGCUUGAUAAUUCAGGGAAGACCACGAUUGUUAUGAAGAUUAAUGGAGAGGACACAAGCGUCAUCAGUCCCACUCUUGGCUUCAACAUCAAAACCAUCAGCUACCAAAAAUAUACUCUGAACAUAUGGGAUGUAGGGGGUCAAAGAACCAUAAGAUCAUAUUGGAGGAACUAUUUUGAGCAAACUGAUGGUUUGGUGUGGGUUGUUGAUAGCUCAGAUCUUAGAAGAUUAGAUGAUUGCAAAAUGGAACUUGAUAAUCUUCUAAAGGAAGAGAGAUUAUCAGGGGCAUCCUUAUUGAUACUAGCUAACAAACAGGACAUUAAAGGAGCUCUUACACCAGCUGAAAUUGCUAAAGUGCUGAAGCUGGAAGCUAUGGAUAAAACACGGCACUGGAAAAUUGUAGGCUGCAGUGCAUACACUGGUGAAGGCCUGCUUGAGGGAUUUGAUUGGUUGGUUCAAGAUGUGGCCUCCCGGAUCUACAUGCUUGAUUAGCUUGAAUUUGAUUUAUGUAGAGUGCUGUCAUUCUUCACUUGGGACCAUAGAUUUGGAACCAAGGAUUAUUCUUUGUUUAGGUGAACUCUGAUACACGAAGAUAAAAAUUUGGAAAUCUGCCACAGGACUUAAAAUAUCAAAUUUUAAGAUUUGAAAUGCAUGUUUGCACCAAAUCUAUCCAAUUUGAACACCCUUUGCUUUGA